AUGAACUCAUCCCUCGCCACCACCACCACCACAACAACAACGACAACAUCCUCCUCCCUCUCCCCCAUCCUCCCCAUCCUCAACGCCUUCAACCACCGCCACCACAACCAGCACCGCCUCGCCCACUGGUGGCCCGUCUUCCGCAUCUUCCGUCGCACCAUCCGCGCCCUCCUCGACGACCUCGCAUCUUCCCGUCGCCGCGAUGCCUCGUCUCCUCCCCCGCGCGCAAUUUGGCUCAACAAGCACUUCAUCUCCAGAGCAUACAUAGCCUUUUCACAACUCGCCGCAGACAACCAACACGCUCCCCUCGGCCUCCUCCUCCUCGCCAUCCUCGCCCGCACACAUACCGCACUCACCCAGCUUCUCGAUCAGCCAACUAUUCCUCCGCCAUCCUCAAGCACACAAGCCAACGACAUAAGCCAGGAUAAAGGCGUCGCCAUAGCUCGUCAGAAACCAGAGCGCCAAAAGACACAAGCCGCUAUCCAACCUCCCUCCGAUGAGCAACAAGGUGACAAGCUCGAUCGAGAUGCUACAAAGCCAAUCAAGUCAAAAUCAAAGGAACCAUCAUCAAAAGAGAAGAAGAAGAAGAAAAAGAACAAGGGAGACGCGCUAUCCAGCCUCUUCGGCUCCUUGUCGUAA
This is a messenger RNA of Trichoderma aggressivum f. europaeum, 639 nucleotides long. RefSeq lists its product as uncharacterized. Bases 1 to 639 code for a protein of 212 amino acids. Gene Ontology annotation, biological process: maturation of 5.8S rRNA from tricistronic rRNA transcript (SSU-rRNA, 5.8S rRNA, LSU-rRNA); nuclear-transcribed mRNA catabolic process, RNase MRP-dependent. The record is from RefSeq and is a predicted model, not a curated record. Lineage: Eukaryota; Fungi; Ascomycota; Sordariomycetes; Hypocreales; Hypocreaceae. Gene Ontology annotation, cellular component: ribonuclease MRP complex. Gene Ontology annotation, molecular function: rRNA primary transcript binding. The transcript is spliced from 2 exons.